GGGCAUUUGUGUUAUCGUAACUGCGCAUCUUUAAAUAUCACAUCAAUUUUAUUUUAGAACUUAGUUUCGUGAGAGAAUAAAUUUAAAUGGAUGGAGAAAGAUGCAAGUAACAGCAAAUAAAUAGUAAUGGCAUCGGCUCAUAAAGACGUGGAAUUAUCUCAGUUAAAUACUUGUGAAAAAAUUCCAUAUGAUGAGCUUCUAAAAAAUCACAAUGCAAAAAUUUCUCAUAAAAUUGGAGAUUUUGUGAAACGACGACUUUACAUCUUAAAUUGGUUACCUGAAUAUGAUCGAACAAAAGCAAUUGGUGAUUUUAUUUCUGGUGUUACUAUUGGACUGACCAUGAUUCCACAAAGCUUAGCUUAUGCAAAUUUGGCAAAUGUUCCUGCAAUUUAUGGAUUAUAUUCAGCAUUUAUGGGAUCAAUUGUGUACAUAUUUUUGGGAACGGUUAAGGAAGUCAGCAUUGGACCAACAUCAUUAAUGUCAAUAAUUACUGUGAGCUAUACGUAUGAGAAACCUAUUGAAUAUGUUUUCAUAAUGACAUUCAUUUGCGGAUGUGUGGAGAUGCUUAUGGGAGUUUUUAAAUUAGGCUUCUUAGUCGAUUUCAUUUCUGUCCCUGUUGUAUCAGCAUUUUCAUCAUCUACGGCUAUAUUGGUCAUCGUGGCGCAGUUAAAAAAUCUCUUUGGAAUAAAAUUUAAGGCAAAAAGUUUACCGUUGACAAUUGUGAGGCUUGCAGAGAAUAUAAAUCAAAUAAAAAUUGGGGACACAGCCUUAGGGUUAUUUGCCAUUGCAUUUCUGUUAUCUCUAAAAAAACUCAAUGAACUUGGCACCAAAUCGUCGAACGUGAAAUUGAAAAAAUUUUUAUUUUAUUUUAGUUUGUGUAGAAAUGCAUUGAUCGUGUUAAUAACUGGAUUUAUUGCAUAUACUAUAUCAGCAUCGGAAAUGGAACUUCCAUUUAAAUUAUCUGAAGAAGUUCCUGCUGGAAUUCCGUCUUUUCAGCUGCCCUCAUUCACAGCAAAAGUCGCUAAUGAGACAGUCGAAUUUGAUGAAAUUGUUAUGGACAUUGGCUCGGGAUUCAUAUUAUUGCCAUUAGUUUCGAUUCUCGCAAACGUUGCAAUUGCCAAAGCAUUCACAUCGGGAAAAAUCGUUGAUGCAACCCAGGAGAUGAUUGCACUCGGAAUGUGCAAUGUUCUCGGAUCUUUUUUCAAAUCCAUACCAACAUGCGGUGCAUUCACAAGGUCCGCUGUAUCUAAUCAAAGCGGAAUACAAACGCCUUUCGCUGGGAUUUAUAGUGCAAUUAUGGCUUUGAUGGCAUUAACAUUAUUGACACAAUAUUUUAAUUUCAUACCCAAAGCUACAUUAGCUGCUAUAUUAAUAUGCGCUGUGUUAUCUCUGAUUGACAUCAGAAUUGGCUCAAAAUUAUGGAACAAGAGUAAAAUUGAUUUUCUAUCGUGGAUUGGAUGCAUAAUUGCUUGCAUUGCAGCUGGCGUGGAAGUUGGAUUACUUGUUGGUGUUGCAUUGAGUAUGAUCAAUAUUUUCCUUAAGGCUGCUCGACCAAAUGUUGUGAUUUAUGUUGAUAAGAAGAAAGAUGAGCAAAUCAUUUACGUAAGGCCAUCCGAAGGAAUUUUCUUCCCAGGGAUCGAUAGCUUACGUGAAAAAAUAAACAUAACGCUGAUUAAGACGGACUAUAAGUAUCCUGUGGUGCUGGAUUUGAUAAAAAUCUCAUCAGUUGACUAUACAUCAUUGCAAGGAAUUGAAUCCAUUAUUAUGGACUUAAAUAAGCACAAUCUUACUGUUACUUUUGCAAAUGUUGAUGAGAAAAUUCAGAGGAGGCUAAACUUGAUCAAAUAGGAGGCUUUAGGUUUGAGGAUAACAUUUGUGAGGUUAUAUUUGUAUUGAAUAAUUUGGAACUAGUUUGAAAAUUAUAUUUAAUAUCCAAAAAUGUUUCUUAGGCCACUCAAGAAUGUCCUUCCCAAAACCUAAAGCAACAUUAAUCUAUAGUUUUUUUUGUAAUAACACAACGAAAAAUGUGUCCUACAUUUGUCUACAAAGUAAACUACAAUUAAACAAUAUUGUACGUAAUAAAAAU
Molecule: messenger RNA, 2086 nt
Organism: Chironomus riparius
Lineage: Eukaryota; Metazoa; Arthropoda; Insecta; Diptera; Chironomidae
Source: the annotation of a GenBank genome assembly